Molecule: messenger RNA, 2927 nt
Organism: Camelus dromedarius (Arabian camel)
Lineage: Eukaryota; Metazoa; Chordata; Mammalia; Artiodactyla; Camelidae
Gene: RAB3IL1
Product: RAB3A interacting protein like 1
Exons: 11
Coding region: 657-1967 (436 amino acids)
Biological process (GO): exocytosis
Cellular component (GO): Golgi to plasma membrane transport vesicle
Molecular function (GO): guanyl-nucleotide exchange factor activity
Source: RefSeq, a predicted model, not a curated record
UCCAACCAUCCCGAGGCUGUUCCUGGCCUCCUCCUCCCUCCUGCUCCGUGUUCCUUGUAGGAACAAGGCACUGCUGCUGCUCCAGCCUCCCGUGCACACACCUACCCUUCCUGGAGUGGUCCAGACGCACCCUCUCCUACCCCGGGGGUCCUACUCGACUCACUUCCCUGGACAACACCAUUGUCCAUUCUUCUGGAACCCUCAGCUCCUCUGUCACCCAUCCCCUCAUCCAGGCUCGGGCUGCAGCUGCUCCCUGUGGGCUGCCACUUCCCAAAUGCUUCAGCCACCCCCUUCUCUUCCCUGAAAGACCCCUUCCCAGUUCCUCAUUCCACUCACGGGCACUACUGUUCUCAUUCACCUUGUUCUUGGUUUGUAGUUAUCUUAACUACUGCCAUUUUGUCUUGUCCCCCUCUCCAGCCCCUGGUCGUCCCAUGAUUCCCCCGCCAAGUCUUUCUCUGUGUUUCCCCUCUGCCUAUCCCCUCCCAGCCCAGAGCCUACCCAGCUAGAACAGCAGCCGUGGGUGGAACCCCACCACCACCACCGUUCCCACACUGCCUCAAACUUCCUCAAACCUCCAUCUGCGUCCUGCCUCACUUCUCUGAAACCACCAUUCAUCCCCUUUCCUCCUGUCCUGACUCUUCUGGGUGACAGUUCACAUGACACUAGAGCCUGGUUUCUGGGUUCAGGUCCCACCCUGCCACUUCCUCAUUGUGUGUUCGCCAGAUCGCCACCCCUCUCUGAACCUCGGGCGCCUCUUCAUUCAAACCGGGUUGGAGAGAGCCUCUCCUUGUCGCAGUGUAAUGAGCCAGCCCCACCCGGACGAGGGCCACCCGCCACCCCUGGAAGCUGUCCCAGUCCCCUGGAAGAGUGUGGGCCCCUGCAAAAGCCACAGGGAGUCCCCGGGAGGCCUGGCGGAGACCCCUGCAGGGGAGGAGGUGCAAGGCGAGGAGGGGCCUGUGGCUACCCGGCUGGACGUGUCGCGCCUGCGCAGCUCUUCCAUGGAGAUCCGCGAGAAGGGCUCGGAGUUCCUGAAGGAGGAGCUGCACAAAGCCCAGAAGGAGCUGAAACUGAAGGAUGAGGAGUGUGAGCGGCUGUCCAAGGUGCGGGAGCAGCUGGAACAGGAGCUGGAGGAGCUGACGGCCAGCCUGUUUGAGGAAGCCCACAAGAUGGUGCGAGAAGCCAACAUGAAGCAGGCAGCGUCAGAAAAGCAGCUGAAGGAGGCGCGGGGCAAGAUCGACAUGCUGCAGGCAGAGGUGACAGCCUUGAAGACACUGGUCAUCACGUCCACACCAGCCUCUCCCAACCGCGAGCUCCACCCGCAGCUUCUCAGCCCCACCAAGGCCGGACCCCGCAAGGGCCACUUGCGUCAUAAGAGCACCAGCAGCGCCCCCUGCCCUGCUGUGUGUCCUGCUGCAGGACACGCCCUGGCCCCGGACAAGGAGGGCAGAGAGGUGGAUGCGACCCUGUUUGCAGAGUUCCAAGCCUGGAGGGAAUCACCUUCCCUGGACAAGACCUGCCCCUUCCUGGAAAGGGUGUACCGGGAGGACGUGGGCCCCUGCCUGGACUUCACCAUGCAGGAGCUCUCGGCACUGGUCCGGGCCGCCGUGGAGGACAACACGCUCACCAUUGAGCCUGUGGCUUCGCAAACACUGCCCUCAGUGAAGGUGGCCGCUGUCGAGUGUGGCCGCACCAAUGGGUUCCGGGCCCCGAUUGACACUACAUGUGCCCUGAGUGGGCUGGCCUGUGCCUGUCGCCACCGAAUCCGGCUUGGGGACUCCAAGAGCCACUACUACAUUUCGCCAUCUUCCCGAGCCAGGAUAACUGCUGUGUGCAACUUCUUCACCUACAUCCGCUACAUCCAGCAAGGCCUGGUGCGGCAGGACGCGGAGCCGAUGUUCUGGGAGAUCACAAGGCUGCGGAAGGAGAUGUCGCUGGCCAAGCUUGGCUUCUUCCCCCAGGAGGCCUAGGGCAUGGCCCAGGCCUGGAGUGGGGCUCUGAGCUGGAGCCAACACCCACUCCAUGAUAGACAGACAUACAGCAGGACAGGGUCCUUGAGCCAGCCCUUAGCCAGAAACUGAACAGAAGGACAAAUGGCCAGGCCAUGGAGGCAGCGCCGAGCUGGCACCAAACGUCCAUCCCUGGACAGGACCUCAAGAGGUGACCUCUCUUCCCUAGUGGUACUACAGCCACUAGGAGACUUUCAAGAAAGUACCAAAGACCAAGGAGCUUGGAGCCAUACAGAGAGGCUCAGCCCUUGGGAGGGGCCCCUGGGGCAGCCAGCACCCCCUCCCCAGUCCCAGGAGCUGCUGCCUGCAGGCGCCUUGUUGGCUGGAUCUCAAGGGUAUCCGACAGGCUAGUUCCCAAGUCCCUGGGCACCAGCACCCCCUUGUGGCCAUCCUUCACCACGUUCCCAGGAGGCCUCCGCAUCAGAAAGCCCAGCAGGCCUGCAGUCCCAGGUGCCCACGGGGCCGCAGAGUUGUGACUGCCAGGGCCUCCCUGGCUGUCUUCUACUCCAUCCUAUGUCUGCCUGAAAACUGCCCCCAGAUGUUCUCAAGAUGUAGCAGGGUCCCUCUUCCUGCCCUCCCUCUCAACCUUCCCCCUCCCCUCCCCAUCCGAGCCCUAUGCUGAAGAAGUCCUGCCCCCACCGCUCCUGGAAGGAUUGGGGCACUCAUCUCCCAAAGUAAAACACAGUGGACGCCCUGGCCUGUUUACAGCCGUGGAUGGCCAUCCAGAGAACAGGGGCAGAGGGCGCCCUGCACCCAGGACUGGGGUGGGGUGGGCAGGCCCCGGGCCCCUCCUCACCUCUCACAGCCUACUCGGUACCAGGGUCCAAGGCCAACCUGGACACAUCCCUCACCACGUCUGAUUUCCUCCUCUGAACGGAAUGUAAUGCGAUCUCUAUUUAAUAAAGGACGGCUUUGUUGGUA